Messenger RNA from Culex quinquefasciatus (southern house mosquito), 1242 nucleotides. RefSeq names its product muscle-specific protein 20. Bases 356 to 904 code for a protein of 182 amino acids. Gene Ontology annotation, molecular function: protein binding. The transcript has 4 exons. Lineage: Eukaryota; Metazoa; Arthropoda; Insecta; Diptera; Culicidae. The record is from RefSeq and is a predicted model, not a curated record.
CCUCCAUGAGUACAGGUAUUUUGUUCUCAUCCUUCGUCCUCGCCGGAGCAGCUCUCGAGUUUUCCUAGUUUUUUUUUUCGCGCGCGAUCAUUUGUGAGAAUUAUCAAAAGUGAAGAACGAAACGAGUGUGCUGUGGGAAACGAGAAUCAACUGUGAAUUUUUCAGCCCAAAUAAAUAAUAAGAAAAGCAAAUCCAAUCAAGUGAUUGCAAGUGCGAAAAUUCAAAUCUGAAAAAAACAAGCCAAUUUGUGCCAGUGAGAUUUCCGGUUCGGAUAUACCCAUUUAAGGUGACACCAGAGUCACCUGCCAACGGCUUCACCAUUUUCCUCGUCAACUACCAGAACAGCAACAGCAGAAUGCCGGGACGUCCACUGUGGCAGGUCGCCGGAAAGCGCGACAAGGACCAGGAACGCGAAGCCCAGCACUGGAUCGAGACGCUGCUCGGGGAAAAGUUCACCGCCGGAUUCGCCUACGAGGACUGCCUGCGCGACGGCAUUCUGCUGUGCCGCCUCAUGAAUCGCCUUUCGCCCGGCAUCGUGCCGAAAAUCAACACCAGCGGCGGCGACUACAAAAUGAUGGACAACAUCAGCCAAUUCCAGAAGGCCUGCAUCAAGUACGGCGUCGCCGACGUGGACCUGUUCCAGACGACGGAUCUGUGGGACAAGAAGAACGUCGCGCUGGUCACCACCACCAUCUUUGCGGUCGGACGGGCGUGCUACCGCCACCCGGAGUUUCGCGGGCCCUACCUGGGACCACGGCCCUCGGAGGAGAAUCGGCGCGAAUUUACCGAGGAGCAGCUGCGGGCCGGCGAGGGUCUGAUCGGGCUGCAGGCCGGCUCCAACAAGGGUGCCACCCAGGCCGGUCUCAACUUUGGCGCCACGCGGAAGAUUCUGCUCGGCAAGUGAGCCAUGUGGGUGCUUGAACAGAAACAAACUUUAAAUUAUUUAUUUAUUCAACCCAUUUUUCGAUAACGAAAACACGUGUGUUUCGCAUGAUUUCCCGCGUGCGCGAUGAUUCCGGAUGGUAUUACAAACGUUACAUUUUUUUUGAGCAGCAUUAUUAGCGGAUUAGUAGAGAUGACAAAAGCAGAUUCGAGUACCUUUAUGUGAUCAUAAACAUGCGGUAGGAAGAGAAGAUGUUUCGUUUAAAUUUGGAAAUUUUUGCAGCUAUUUUGAGUUUUGUUUUAUUUGCCAAUACACAUUUAGAUUUGGUCUGAUAAAAUACAGUAACCUACGUUGAGAAA